Moneuplotes crassus is the source of this 1069-nucleotide messenger RNA. NCBI's taxonomy places the organism in Eukaryota, Ciliophora, Spirotrichea, Euplotida, Euplotidae. The record is from the annotation of a GenBank genome assembly.
AUAAUUUUGAAUGGAAAAGGGAGACAAAAGAGGACCACAGUUCGAAAAUGAUAUCUUUGAUAUAGCUGUUAAGUCUAUGGAAGAGAACAAAGGGGAUACACCUUCAGAGAGAAUAGCAAUAGUUAUUGGAGAGAAGGGAAGUGGAAAAUCAUCCCUCAUUGCUGCAAUGGUUGGAGAAGACCCUAAAGCAGAAAGAAAGCCAACAGCAGGCAUGGAUUAUAAAUUCUCUACUAAAAAGAUUGAAUCUAAAAGGGUUGUAGGACACUACCAUGAAAUUGGAGGAGGAAGAUUACUUUCAGAUCUAUUGAAGACAGCACUUUAUCCCAAGAAGAUUCAAGAUAUUGUUUUAAUUAUUACAAUCGAUAUGUCCCAACCUGAUACUGCACUUCACCAUCUAAAUUACUGGUUAAGAAAAGCAUCUGAGGAUGUAAAUACAGUUUUAGAAGAAAUUGAUGCUACUGAUCCUAGCCUUUCUAGCGAAGUUAGAAGCAGAAGCGCUUUUCAAUGGGAAGGCCAUUCAGAUGCUAAAAGAGUUUCGCCAAUCGGAAUUCCAACCAUUAUUGUAGGCACAAAGUACGAUGUAUUUGGUAUUCAAGAAUCUGAAAAUAAGAAAUGGCUUUGUAGAGGAAUGAGAUUCAAUGCUCACGUUAAUGGGUGAGAUCUUACAUUCUGAAGUUACAGAGACAAAGAUUUUGAUCCUCUAAAGGCCUUGAUUAGCAGACAAGUUUAUGGAUCUACAAAAGUUCCGAAAAUGCAAGCAGAUCAUGGAAAAAUACUCUCUAUUGUAUCUGGACAAGAUAAACUAACUGCCAUCGGAGAUCCUCCAAUUCCCGGAGAGAUGUCAAUGGAUCAAGCAUGGAUAAUGAGUGUGGAAUCAUAUUUUCCUCUGAAAAACCCAAUCACAGAAGAAGAGCAAGAUAACGAUCUUGGAGAUAUGUCCAAAUACAAUGAGCCAAAAGUGGAUGCUAUGAAGGCUCAAAAAGAUGAGGAAAUAACUAGAAAUAAACCUUCUAUUCAGCUCAAAGGAAAGAAGCCUCGUAAGGUAGUCAAAAGAGUUGAAGUUGAAUAG